CAAUAAUAAUGAAUGUAACAAUUAAACAGAAGGAAAUGUUAUUAUCACAUUUGAAAGAAAAUCCUGAUUUAGUAAGAGGUCGAAUAAACAGAAAAUCGGAAAGUCGACGAAAAAUGGUUGAAAGUUGGGAUAAUAUCGCGAAUAUCAUUAACGCUGCUGCAGAAGGACCCCAAAAAAAUGGAAAGGAAUGGGCAAAGACAUGGAAAGAUAUAAAAGCUUAUAUAUUAAAAAAAGAAUCCAAAAGACGCAGCCAUAUAGAAGGAACAGGAGGUGGUCCUCCUUCUAAAAUAAUUUUUUCCAACUUCGAGGAAGAAGUUUUAGAACUUUUGACGCCUGAAUCAGCUGGUUUAUUAAAUAUUCCUGAAGGUGGUAUAAAUAUCGAAGCAACUACUAGUUUACAAAAUGAUCCUGAAAAUUACAUAAACAUUGAAGAAUCUGUAUUAAACGACUGUGAAAGGAGUACGGAAGAUACAGUAACAAUUGAACCACAAAUUGAACGAUUGCAUACAGAAAUUUAUAAUUUAUUUGGUUUUGUCAAGUACUUGAUGUAA
Molecule: messenger RNA, 551 nt
Organism: Trachymyrmex cornetzi
Lineage: Eukaryota; Metazoa; Arthropoda; Insecta; Hymenoptera; Formicidae
Exons: 4
Coding region: 9-551 (180 amino acids)
Cellular component (GO): nucleus
Source: RefSeq, a predicted model, not a curated record